Messenger RNA from Dermacentor andersoni, 1413 nucleotides. The record is from RefSeq and is a predicted model, not a curated record. Lineage: Eukaryota; Metazoa; Arthropoda; Arachnida; Ixodida; Ixodidae.
AUGCCGCGGAGAUCGAAGGACAGUCCCGAAAACCUACACAAGCAGCGCUGUCACAGCUGGGAUUACGACAUCAAGGACUGGGGCGAUAGCAUCGUGAGCCGAUUCGACCUUGUGUGCGACCGCAAGUUUCUGUUCACCAUGGCGUCGCUUUUACCGACCCUAAGCUAUGCUGGGCUCAUGCCCGUGGCGGGGUUUGCGGCCGACCGACUCGGCAGGAAACCGGUGAGCACGAUCUCCGGCUGCGUACUUCUCGUCGCCGUCGUCGGCUGCAGCGUCGCCGUCAACUACACCAUCUUCCUCGUCAACCGCCUCGUGCUGAUCACGUGCGGCGCCUUCUCGUACCUGACGACGUUCGUCCUGCUGUACGAAGUGACCGGAAGCGCGCAGCGCUGGGUUGCCACGCUUCUCCACAUGGCGGUGGCUGCUACCGUAGUUCCGCCGUUCUUGAACCUCCUCUCCGCACAGGAGCCGAGCUGGUCGCUCGCCCACGUCGUCUUCAUCGUCCCCACGGCCGUGUUCGCCACUUGGUGCUCGCAGCUGGACGAGUCACCCGUGUGGCUCCUCGCUACACGAAGGGUGAAGAAAGCCAAGCGAGUGAUCCUCGCCGCUGCCCGGUUGAACCACGUCGACGAGGAGAAGGCCAAGGAGCGCUUGCAAGCUCUGUGCGCAGAGCUGAGGAAGAUGCAGCACAGUGACGAUACGUUGAUGUUGCCGAGCUCACUGUCAGACGCCGUCUUAGAGGUCAUCAAAAUGCGUCGCCACGCCGCAGCCGCCUUCUUCUCGAGGUUCGCGUGUGGCGGCGUCUUUUUCGGUCUCAUGAUCACCGACACGCUGUCGGGGCUCUAUUGGCAGGGGGCGCACGUAGUUUUCUCCGUGGCCUGCUACAUCGUCAUAACGCGGGCGAUGAACAACUACGGCCCGCGCCACACGCUCCAGGGCCUCCUGGCCGCAACUUGCUCGAGCGCCGUCGCGAGGGCAACUUCCGCGUACGUCGGCUUCGACACCGCGGCCUCCUGCGUACGCGCGUCCAUGAAGAUCCUGGCAUCUGGUUCGGUGAGCGUCGUCAUGUGCUACCUGGGGGACAUUUUCCCGGCGCAAAACCGGUGCACCGGCAUGGGUCUGUCGAUUGUGAUCGGCGGCAUCGGAUCGAUCAUUGGAACCUCCCUCGCCAGCGUUCGUACCGUGCGCCCGGGCUUCGUCUUUGACGUCUUUUACGCCGUCAUGAUGCUGCUCAGCAUCUUCGCCGUCCAGUGGCUCCCGGAAGUGUUCAUCGAGAAGCCGCAUUCUCCGUACGUCACGAGUCCCGAUGAGCGUAAGAUGGCUAUGCAAGCCUCUCUGAAGCACAAGAAAAAACCGCGCGCCAGACAUCAACGUGAAAGCAAGACAAAUGUUGGACAAAGGACCCUGUCCUGA